Astyanax mexicanus (Mexican tetra) is the source of this 4899-nucleotide messenger RNA. It is a transcript of the gene akt1, whose product is annotated as v-akt murine thymoma viral oncogene homolog 1. Gene Ontology annotation, biological process: protein phosphorylation. Bases 279 to 1700 code for a protein of 473 amino acids. The record is from RefSeq and is a predicted model, not a curated record. NCBI's taxonomy places the organism in Eukaryota, Metazoa, Chordata, Actinopteri, Characiformes, Acestrorhamphidae. Gene Ontology annotation, molecular function: protein serine/threonine kinase activity; ATP binding. The transcript has 14 exons.
GAGCGCAGCAGACACAACGGCUGGGAGGAAAGGCGAAGAAGGAGAGAAACGGGGCUAAAUGAAAACACUCUUACCUGCUUCUUCUGCGGGAUUUUGCUGUCUGUAGAACCGCCGCCACCGCCCAGAGGGAUGUUCUGGAGGCUUUUGUGAUUAAUUCUUCAGGUAUCCUUUGAGAAGACGCAUCUUGCCCUGGCCCCGGUAAAGGAGACUGUGGGGUUUGGAGCUGCUGCUCUCCCUUUCGAGACUCUGGCUAGACAGACUUUCUCUCUCUGGCCAGCAUGACGGACGUGGUGAUCGUGAAGGAAGGGUGGCUCCACAAACGAGGAGAGUACAUUAAGACGUGGAGGCCGAGGUAUUUCCUGCUGAAGAAUGACGGUACGUUUAUUGGGUAUAAGGAGAGACCACAAGAUGUGGACCAGCUGGAGACUCCCCUCAAUAACUUCUCUGUGGCACAGUGUCAGCUGAUGAAGACGGAGCGGCCCAAGCCCAGCACAUUUAUCAUCCGCUGCCUGCAGUGGACCACUGUCAUUGAGCGCACCUUCCAUGUGGAGACCCCAGAGGAACGGGAGGAGUGGAUCAAAGCCAUCCAGGCUGUGGCGGACAGUCUGCAGAAACAAGAGGAGGAGAUGAUGGACUCCUCUCCUGACCCCAUGGACAUGGAGAUGUAUCUGACCAAACCUCGACACAAAGUGACUAUGCAUGACUUUGAAUACCUCAAACUCCUUGGGAAAGGCACUUUUGGCAAAGUCAUCCUGGUGAAGGAGAAGGCCACAGGGAAAUACUACGCCAUGAAAAUCCUUAAGAAGGAAGUCAUAGUAGCAAAAGAUGAAGUGGCUCACACACUCACUGAAAACCGUGUGCUCCAGAAUUCUAAACACCCCUUCUUGACGGGGCUGAAAUACUCCUUCCAAACACAUGAUCGUCUCUGCUUCGUCAUGGAGUAUGCAAACGGAGGAGAGCUUUUCUUUCACUUGUCGCGGGACCGGGUGUUCUCCGAGGAUCGGGCGCGGUUCUAUGGUGCUGAAAUAGUGUCUGCGCUGGACUACCUGCACUCUGAGAGGAACGUGGUGUACCGGGAUCUGAAGUUGGAAAAUCUGAUGCUGGACAAAGAUGGCCACAUAAAGAUCACAGACUUUGGGCUUUGUAAGGAGGGCAUAAAGGACGGGGCCACCAUGAAGACCUUCUGUGGAACUCCAGAGUAUCUGGCUCCUGAGGUACUAGAGGAUAACGAUUACGGCCGUGCUGUAGACUGGUGGGGGCUGGGCGUGGUGAUGUAUGAGAUGAUGUGUGGACGCCUUCCUUUCUACAACCAGGAUCACGAGCGUCUGUUCGAGCUCAUUCUCAUGGAGGACAUCCGUUUCCCCCGGACUCUCGCUCCCGAGGGCAAGUCUCUCCUCUCCGGGCUCCUCAAGAAAGACCCUAAACAACGGUUAGGAGGUGGUCCAGAUGAUGCGAAGGAAAUCAUGCAGCACAAGUUUUUUGCUGGAAUUGUGUGGCAAGAUGUUUACGAGAAAAAGCUGAUUGCUCCAUUUAAGCCCCAGGUUACCUCAGAAACGGACACAAGGUAUUUUGAUGAGGAGUUCACUGCACAGACCAUCACCAUCACACCACCUGGAGAAGAUGAAAGCAUGGAGCCGUUUGACAGCGAGAGGAGACCCCACUUCCCUAAGUUUUCUUACUCAGCCAGCGGGACCUGCUAGAGGAUCUUUCUGCCUCUGUGCCGCCGAGACCAGCACCCCCUGCUGGGCACUCCGGGUAGCUGUUGCUCUUUUGCACCACUGAGGACACGUUUCCCCCCCCAUCCGACCACGACCACUUCACCAUCGUAAAGAAAAGAAGAAAACGAAAAGAAAAUAAAAAUACAAAAAACGGGCAUCUGAAUAAGAGCGGCCUUCAGCAACAUCCUGCUGAACUGCACACACACACACACAAACACACACAAACACACACACACACACACAUGUUCUGACUGGGCUUUUCUGCCCUUCUGGUUUAUCGUACACGUUUUACUUGUUCUCUCGACCUCAUAGUAUUUGUGAAAGGAAAGAGCAAACAUACUGCAGACUUUUGAUGCUUCUGUGGCCUUUCAACAACUUUUUUUAUUUUAUGUAUUUUUAUUUUUUUUCGAGGAUGUGAAAGAGAGAGAGAGAGAGAGAGAACACUGCACCACCACGUUCUCUAUACGAAAAAAAAAAAAAAAACGAAUGAAAAAUCAGUGGAAAAAAGAAAACAACGCUACCUGACGCAGAAGUCCUAGGUUUUUAGAGCACUUCCUGAACCUGUUUAGGUUACAGCAACUAAUAUAAUGCCAAAUAACGUAGAACAUUUCUUAGUUUUUUUGGGGUUUUUUUUUAAAGAAGAAGAAGAAAAAAAAGAACACCAAUCGUUUGGACCAACCGAAGCCUUUUCUACAUUUUCGUACACUUAAAAACUUAAAAAAAAAAAAAAAAAAAAAAAAAAAGACUGAAUUGAAGAAAUUGUCUCGUCUUGGAAUAAAGUGUAAUUUAAUCAUUUAACACAUUGCAUUAGAAGAGGAACUUGUGUGUGUGUGUGUGUGUGUAGCCUUUGUGGCAUUUUUCUUUCUUUCUUUUUUUUUAUUUUAUUUUAUUUUUAUUAUUUUUUAUAUAGAUACGUCGACUGGAACUGCUUUGUCCCAAGUGCUUUUAGCUACGUUUACCCUGCAUUUGUACUAUAAUCAUUUGUACUGAAUGUGCAAUAUUGUAGCGGAUUAAAAGUGCAUAGAUAUUUUAGUCAUUUUAGUGGUUCAGUUGCAACAAGAACAACAAUUCAUGGCAAUUCAAUCUUUCAUUUUAGUUUAAAAUUUAUGAUUUAUGUCAUUUUUGAAACAUUUUUGGAAGUGUUUGUUCCCCAGCCCGUGUAAUAGCCCUGUAUUAAUCACAUUGUUUGGGUACUCCUCCUCUUUCUCUACUCCUUUUUCUUCUUCUCUACACCUUCCUCACACUCUUUCUUUCUUUUCUUUCCUCUCUUUUUUGGACUGGUUUGUUUCUGUAUUUCUGUAUUGGGCGUGAUUCUGCUCCCAGUGCACGUUGCACAGCCUCAGUGAGGUACUACAACUAGAACUACUUCAACAACAACUUUUAUUCUUACAACAACUCUUUUCACGGCUUUGAAUCCAACGGAGCCUUUCGGCAGAUCCAGCCUUCGCCAACUUUCUCUUCUACUUUUUUAUUAUUAUUAUUAUUAUUAUUAUUAUUAUUUUUAACCUUUUUUUAAUUUCUUCGUUAUUUAUAUAUUAAAUAAAACCAGCAAUGAGUGAGUAGGGAGGAGAUUGACUUUGCGGGAGAACAAUGCACUUUCCUGCCUCAGAUACUGUUGCGUUUGUACUUUGAUGUUUUAAGGCAUUUUUUUUUUACACAACGUUUGAGGAGCUGCAUGUAAGAUUUGACUAUAAUGGUGCUGUAGCUGUAGAAGCAUUUGAGCCUAUACGUGAUCCUGGUUUUCGUGAAGUUAGCGUAAAGUUGUGAACUUUGAGGCAUUCGAAGAUAUAUACAUAUAUAAACCCUGAUAUACAGCUCUAGGAAAAAAAUUAAGAGACCACUUCAGUUUCUGAAUCUUUUUUUUUUUUCUAUUUAUAGGUUUAUGUUUGAAUAAAAUGAAAAUUGCUGUUUUAUUCUAUAAACUACAGACAUUUACAACAUUUCUCCCAAAUUCCAAAUAAAAAUAUCAUCAUUUAGAGCAUUUAUUUACAGAAAAUGAGAAAUGGCUGAAAUAACAAAAAAAAAACAAUGCAGAGCUUUCAGACCUUAAAUAAUGCAAAGAAAACAAGUUCAUAUUCAUAAAGUUUUAAUCACAGUUUUCAUGCAUCUUGACAUCAUGUUCUCCUCCUCCACCAGUCUUACACACUGCUUUAUGCUGCUUUAUGCUGCUUUACUCCUGGUGCAAAGAAAAAUUCAAGCAGUUCAGUUUGGUGGUUUGAUGGCUUGUGAUCAUCCAUCUUCCUCUUGAUUAUAUUCCAGAGGUUUUUAAUUUGGUAAAAUCAAAGAAACUCAUCAUUUUUAAGUGGUCCAUAAUUUUUUUUUUCAGAGCUGUAUACAAUAAUAUAUGUAAUCAGCAAUGUUCAACAAUGGCCAUAAACUAUUUCACUCUGGCCCUGAGAUUGCAUCAGCAGCCGGAGCCCGAGCGAGCAAAAUUUGCGCCUCUGUCCAGGUGGGUAGAUGGCGUGCUCUACCCUCAUAAAUCCUAUUGUAAUGCUAUCCAACAUAUAUAUAUAUAUUGCGCCUGGGGACCCAGCGCUUUCCUGACUUUACAUUUUGCAUGUAUUGGAGGAGCGCUUGUCCUCAAUCUCAAUGUAUUGUGAGCAUUGCAAUAGAUUCGGGAUAUUCGGCAUUGACUCAGCUAAAUUGGGGAGAAAUUUGGGUUAAAGCACAAACAAACUAACAAAAUAAAUGGCAAUACAUUAUGGUAGUUAAUUUAGACAAAUCACAGUGUUAAACAAAUAUUUUCUAAUAAGUUCUACUCGCACAAUCUUACCUGCUGCUCCUUUAUCCUUAAUACGAACCAGCGUUUCUCUCCGUUAAACUGAUGCAAGGUGUAAAUACCAUAAAAUUAGUUUUUUUUAAACAGUUUUAAAUACAAUCCAGUGUAGCCCUUGUACAGUACUGAUACUGGAAGGAGUAAGACAUUUUGUACAGAUAAUAGAAUCUGUUAGGAAACUAAGCAUCAUGAACAUGUUUUGAAAAUGACUUUUUUUUUUGUUGUUUUUUUGUUUUUUUAAAGUGCAUUACUCUGAUCAGUGUUCCAAUUUCACGUAGUAAUCACCAUGCAAACUUUGUCAACAUGCGUAAAAAUGAAUGUAAAGGCUUUUCCCUCUUCACUUUUGUACCCUAAUACCUUAAUUUUUUGUAUCUGCUUUCUCCAGAUUAAAGGAGCAAUAAGUAA